AUGCCCUUAACAGCGGAACAAGCAACGCUGCAGGUGCAGGAACGUUUGAAGUCUCUUAAAACACUGGUGUGUGAAAUUGAAACGGAACGGAAACGCAACGAAUCGAACAUCAAUCAAAUGAUAAGGUUGAACAAGAUGUCAAACGAUGAUAAAUCACCUGCUCUAAACCACAAGUUAAAGACGUUGUACAAAGUGGGCCUUCAGGAUGCAUUGCAAGAAGAAACGCUCAUACGACAGGCGCUUUCGAAGAUACAGGACAUUCGAAACAUCCGCAACGAGCGCAGAAUUCAGGCUCGUAACGCAGGAAACAAGGAAACCAUACGACGUGGUGCGUUGAUGAAAAUGCUUCAAAUUUCAGCCCAAACGUUACCUCUGUUCGUGAGCAAGCCGGGAGAAAAAAUCCCCCAUUUGUGCGGUUCAAUUCCCGCAGACAGCAGCUAUAUUUCUAAGCCGGGGGACAUGGUAGCUGCGCUUGUCAAGAGCGAAGAGGGCGAAGAGAACUGGAUUCUAGCUGAAGUAGUACAGUACGUGUCGUCGACCAGCAAGUAUGAAGUAGACGACAUCGACGAAGAACAAAAGGAUAGGCAUGUGCUUAGCCGGCGUCGGAUCGUUCCAUUGCCGCUUAUGCGCGCCAAUCCAGAGACAGAUGGGCAGGCGUUAUUUCCUAAAGGCACAACCGUCAUGGCACUCUAUCCGCAAACAACUUGCUUCUACAAAGCCAUCAUCAAUCAGCUACCUCAGACGGCGAACGAAGAGUAUGAGGUACUGUUCGAGGAUCCGACGUACCCUGAUGGUUACUCACCGCCGUUGUUCGUGGCUCAGCGCUAUGUAAUUGCCAUCAAGCAGAACAAGAAAACCACCUCCUGACAGCCUCAACAUCAUACGCAAACCCAGCUCAUUCAUCCGCAAGGCUUGAAUGCGAUCUCCAGUACUAGUAACGCUGUCGGAAGUCAUACAACUUUGUCGAACGGUAUCAGCAUAGGAAGCUUGGCCGGUUCUGUUAAUGUCACUCCUUUGGUUGGUUCCAUGUCCAAGAAGCAAGACUUUGUUUCAAAAAUUUGUAGCAAGACUUCGUACACAAGAACCGAAGAUUUGUACGAAGACGACAUAUUUUAAAUGCAGA
Molecule: messenger RNA, 1123 nt
Organism: Anopheles nili
Lineage: Eukaryota; Metazoa; Arthropoda; Insecta; Diptera; Culicidae
Gene: Sgf29
Product: SAGA-associated factor 29
Exons: 2
Coding region: 1-867 (288 amino acids)
Cellular component (GO): SAGA complex
Source: RefSeq, a predicted model, not a curated record